AUGGACCAGGAUAACAUUGAUGGUUUUGACGACUUUGAUGACCAAGAGCUGGACAAUCAGCUGGUAGCUCUAACAGGGCCUCCUCCUGACAAGGAUAUGAUGUUGCAGGGAGAGAAUAGCAUUCUUAGAUCCAAGAUUGAAAGCAUCAACCGAACUCAUGAUAAAGAGAUCAAAGGAAUACAUGAUCGUUUCCAGCAAGCUUUGAAGAAACAGGAAACGAACAUGGGUGCAUUAAAUGAACAAAUUGAAUCUCUGAAGAACGACAUUGUUCGGUUAGAGGAUGAAAAGAAGUUCCUCAAGAAUGAAAAACAAAGCCUGCAUCAAGAGUACCUAAAUUCCAAGAAAAGAAAGAUAUCCUCAACACAAUCUGUUGAUAACACUACUGAUUUAUCAAGUUCACAGAUAGGCAACCCCUCAACUACGAUCAUUCACUAUCUACCGGUUCUUCCAAAUGAAAAGUCGUUGUUCUUGGAACACGUUACGAAUCUUUCCAUAUCUGGUUUAAAUUAUUGCACAUUGGACAUAUUGGAGAAAUUCUCCCACAUUGCACCCCAAAAAACUUUAAAAGAUUUUAUCUUGGGAAGCCUAAUCAAUUGUAAUCUGGAAAGGUUAGACGAGCUGGUUUCGUUCUAUUUGCAACUGUUAUUAGAUGUGUUAAACACCCAGGAUGAACCAAUAGUGAUAAGCUUAAUUCUUUCUCUCAUCAAUUCAGGAAUAAGCUACAGACCAGCCGCUCUGAAAGGUCAGUUGGACAUUGUAGAGCAAGUGUGUGACAAGAUCUUACACUAUAUUGGUGUUUUCAAAAAGUAUACGAAGUUAGUCGAAUUGUUUGAACCAGUUUAUACCAAUUUGCAAGAUGAGUAUUUGAAGAAACUGGCAGUGGUCUAUGCUAUGGACACAUUAGUUACAAUCAGCAGAGUGUUUGAAUUUCAUGGAUUGGAAAAAGAUAUUAUUGAACGAUUGGAUCGAUUCCCAGUAUCCACACAGACUCCAGUUAAAUUGUUGAUUAAUUACCUCGAUAUACUUGAAUCGAUUUCUUCUGAAGCUCGGCUAGGGACCUACCUGGUCCCAUUUGUUAGACUACUAAAUGUCCAGAUGGAUUCCAUCAAAUCUUACAACAUGUAUGGUUUGAAUGAUCAACUGGGAAACAAUAAUGAUGUACAACUUUUGAAAACCAUUCUCUUCGGGCUUCCUCAAGCUCUAUCGCCAAUUUCUCUGUCAACUUUUGAACAAUUAACCAACUAUGAUUCAGAUGGCCAAUUUAUUUCUAGGUUCAAUAUGAACGUACUUCAAUUCAAAUUGAAAGCAUUAAAACUAAUGCAGAAGGCACAAUUCCAGCUGCAAAGCAACGACAUAAUACCGGAGCUAUGCAAAUUGAUUGGAAUUCAACAGAAUUACAUAACCAGGUUUCCUAGAUGCCACAGCAACCACUUACGCUUGAAGCUAAUCAAUGUCAUGAUAGAAACCAUUCACACCAGAGUUUACGAUCAAACUAGCAACCUUCCAGACGCUAUCAGCACUUUACCCAGUGAGGUCCUAGCAGACCUUAUAGUGGUGCUAGCUAAGAUUACGUUUAGUAAGAUACCUAACUUGCACACUUCAUUCUGUGAGUUUGGUCACGAUUUAAGGUUGAAGAAACGUAACCGAGUACCAUUAAUUCAAGAUUUUAAAGAAACAAAUCCGACACAGUUAUACUACCUGGAAAUAGAAACCAGCAACGGAUUAGAAGUCCCCUACGACGACAAGACGAUCGAACUCAGCAAAGACAUCCUAGGUAAAUAUGUGACCAGUGAAGAUGCAGACGAGCUGUACGACAGCAUUCUAAACCCUUCAUUCAGGCCAGGACAGGACCACGUGUAA
Molecule: messenger RNA, 1860 nt
Organism: Komagataella phaffii GS115
Lineage: Eukaryota; Fungi; Ascomycota; Pichiomycetes; Pichiales; Pichiaceae
Exons: 1
Coding region: 1-1860 (619 amino acids)
Biological process (GO): DNA damage checkpoint signaling
Source: RefSeq, a predicted model, not a curated record